AUGGACGCAAAAGAGAUCGUCACUGUGAUGAAAGACCUUGAAAAGGCCGAAAGUGAUUCCCAGAUAAUAAGGCUUUUAACACUUUUGCAGACGGAUGUUGUUCCCACGGAGAAAGUUUUGAGGGAGACCAAAGUUGGUGUCACAGUGAAUAGGCUCAGGUCUCACGCAAAUCCUGAGGUUGGAACCUUAGUUAAGAAGAUUAUAAAGACCUGGAAGGAUGGCGUAUCUCAAGAAAAGAAAAAGAAAGCAGUUAGUUCAGCGGGUAGUCCUGCUAAGAGUACGACCAGUACAACGACGAAUGAGAGGUUUGUCAGUAAAGGACCAAGAACUCCAAAGAAUGACGGGGUCAAAGUUGAGAUCUACGAGAACAAGACUCGUAACGGAUCUAUUAGCGCCAUAUACACAGCAUUGGCUAUGGAUUCUGAUGAACAGCCUAGCAAGAUCUUUGAGUUAGUCAAGGAUAUUGAGAAACAGUGUUUCAAAGCUGUCAAUUUUACCGUUGAUGAUACCUAUAGAAACAAAUUACGGUCAUUAAUAAUGAAUUUGAAGAAUAAGAACAAUCCAACUCUUCGAAGGUCUAUUCUAGAUCACGAAAUAAUCCCAUCCAAACUAGUGACCAUGUCUGCCCAAGAGUUAGCUCCCGAUUCUCUCAAAAAGGAAAUGGAGGAAAUAUACAAGAAGAACUUAUUUGACGCUCAAGGCGCCACGGAGAAUAACUCUGUUACAGAUAGAUUUGAGUGUGGUAAGUGUAAGCAAAGGAAGGUCAGUUACUUCCAGAAACAGACAAGGUCGGCUGAUGAACCGUUGACCACCUUUUGUAAAUGUGAGAACUGUGGUAAUAGGUGGAAGUUUAGUUGA
This is a messenger RNA of Komagataella phaffii GS115, 858 nucleotides long. RefSeq names its product General transcription elongation factor TFIIS. Gene Ontology annotation, molecular function: RNA polymerase II transcription regulatory region sequence-specific DNA binding; zinc ion binding. NCBI's taxonomy places the organism in Eukaryota, Fungi, Ascomycota, Pichiomycetes, Pichiales, Pichiaceae. The coding region runs from base 1 to 858 and encodes 285 amino acids. The transcript has a single exon. Gene Ontology annotation, cellular component: nucleus. The record is from RefSeq and is a predicted model, not a curated record. Gene Ontology annotation, biological process: transcription elongation by RNA polymerase II; transcription antitermination; DNA-templated transcription.